AUGGACUGUAUGCGCUCGCACUUCGAGCCGGGCAGGCCGCUCGUCGAUGGCCGCUUCGUCACCACCUCUCCUCUCAACCACGGCAGCUUCGGAAUGGUCUUCCUGGCGAAAGACACUCUGACUGGCGAUGACGUCGCAGUCAAAUGCAUCACCAAACCUCAAGCCAUCGGUGAUGCUGGAGCCUGCCCGGCUUCCCUUGCUGUGGACGACCGGUCUGAGGAGCUGGCCAUUCACUCUCGCCUCGCGAACCACCCCAACAUCGUCAACCUCAUCGCUGACAUGGACACGCCCAACCACCAAUACAUGGUUCUUGAACUGUGCACCAACGGAGAUCUAUACGAAGCCAUCCGCGCCGGCAAGGGUCCUCUCGAGACCGAAAACGUUCGGGACUUGAUGCUGCAGCUGGUGAGUGCCGUGGAGUACAUGCACAGCAAAGGUGUCUACCACCGUGACAUCAAGCCGGAGAACAUUUUCUUGACCUCCACCGGUUCGAUGAAGCUGGGGGACUUCGGCUUGGCUACCACGGAGACUUGGUCGACCGAGUUCGCUGUGGGUUCGGACCGCUAUAUGGCUCCGGAGCAGUUUGAUGCGUCUGUCUACGGCUAUGGAUACUCUCCCGCCGCUGCAGAUGUCUGGGCUAUCGGCAUCAUCCUCUUGAACGUCCUGUUCCAGCGCAACCCCUUUGCUACUCCCACGUCCAACGACCCCCUCUUUGCCGAUUUCUCGCGGGACCGCCAGAGCCUUUUUGACAUCUUCCCAAACAUGUCGUACGACACCUACAGUGUGCUUGUUCAUUCGUUGGCCUUGGAUCCUGCCAACCGAUCUCUUGCCGCUGUGCGGGAAGCCCUCAUGACUGCCGUCAGCUUCACCACCGAAGACGAGGCUCUUGACGAGUUCUGCACCGAUCAUCAUGACGCCGUGCCCUUGGCGACUGCUGCUCGUGAGCCUCUGCGCACGCCUUCCGUCACCUCUCCUGCCUUGCCUGGUUCUGACUCUUUCCCAUGGUCCUCGGCUCUGCUCAAGGUUUCACCAAUGGCCACUCGUCAAUUAUCAACCAUCCCUGACGAGGACAUUGACCUGUUUGACAGCGCAGCGACGUCGGACUGGCAGUAUGGCGAUGCCGAUCAAGCUUCUCUCUCCUCGGCCAUGGACUCUGGCCUGGGCAUGUCGUACAAGUCCGCAAAGUCCUUUGAAUUGAAGCCGCCGAUGGCGUCCCGUCUGAAGUCUUCUUUUGUUGGCUCCCUGCCCAUCAGCUUCAACCGUCCGUCCUUCAAGUCUCCCUACGGCACCACCGGCUUCUCCAAGAGCUGGUCGGACCUGUGGGAUGAGGAGAUGGAGCAGGAUGAGGAAUUUCAUGAUGAUCUCAACAUGGACCACGUCGAUACCAUCACGCCGAGCACACCUCAGCCGCAGUCGCUCCCUGAGGAUGGUCGUGGAAGCGCGACUCCGCGCCAAGCACUGGCCAACCUCUCCGUCAAUGCUGCACCGUCCUCGAAGAGCACCGAUGGCGUCAAGACCCCUGCCGAGCUUCCCAAGACCCUCUCGUCGUCCAUCCUUGACAAAUGGGCAGCUCUUGGUAACUUCCGUCGUGCCCGUCCGGAACCCGUCCUGACGGCGGCUGCGAUUCCUGCGCAAACUACUACCAGGAACACCUUUGGCAAUUUCACCCCCUUCAGCUCUUCUUCCUCGGCCAAGAAGAACAUCCCUAUCAAGAAGGACAACACUCCACCGUCCCGCGACCGUGCACCUUCUUGGCGGCAGGGCAGCCCACAACGUCUCCGCUCCAACAACCCCAGCCGGAUCUGGCAGGAGGACGACAACUGGCGUACCCCAAAGGCAGCCAAAUCUUUCACCUCUCCCUCGUCGCCGCCGUCCUCGACGGGCGUGCGCUAUUCGCCGCCACAUCGCAAGGCCGAUGUGAAUCUGCUUGAUGCGGAUUCUGAUGACGGCAACCAGUGGGAUGGAAAUUUCCGCAAUUUCCACUUGUAG
Messenger RNA from Dissoconium aciculare CBS 342.82, 1989 nucleotides. Its product is annotated as kinase-like protein. The transcript has a single exon. Bases 1 to 1989 code for a protein of 662 amino acids. Lineage: Eukaryota; Fungi; Ascomycota; Dothideomycetes; Mycosphaerellales; Dissoconiaceae. The record is from RefSeq and is a predicted model, not a curated record. Gene Ontology annotation, molecular function: ATP binding; protein serine/threonine kinase activity. Gene Ontology annotation, biological process: peptidyl-serine phosphorylation; autophagy. Gene Ontology annotation, cellular component: cytoplasm.